AUGCAACUUGAAAAUGAAGGCAGUUCAGGUUCAAUUAAUUCUCAUUGGGAAAGAACUGUUAUUUAUAAUGAAAUGAUGACUGGAGAUGAAGUAUAUGAUAGUGUUCUUUCUAUAUUUACAAUUGCUCUUUUGAAAGACACAGGCUUUUACCCUGAAGUAAAUGAGAAUAUGGCAGAUAAUACAUUCUGGGGAAAAGGAAAAGGUUGCGAUUUCUUAGAAAACGCUUGCUAAAGUAAAGUCGGAUACCCUGAAUUUCCUAAAUAAAAUAGUUAAGUGUUAUGUUCAUUUGAAUAUGAUGGAAUUGGUAUUAGUGGACCUUUAGAACUUGGAGACGGAUGUUAUUUAAUAAACAUAUAUUAAAAUAGAUAAUGUUCAAAUCCUUAUGUUAUAUAAUAAUAAUAUGACAAAAAUUAAGAAUCGAAUAAAUUAUCUAAUUAUUCAACUCAAAGUAAAUGCUUUAAAUCUACAGCUAAAAAAUAAAACUCUGUAAAACUAUAUACAAUGAUACUUAAUUUAGAUGUCACUAAUUCAAAUGUUCCUCCGAUGCUUCUGAAAUAUCUGUUGUUUUCCCCGAUAUUGAUUUAAAAGUUUUAUGUGGAAAAGGAGAAUAAAAUAUAUAAAAGGAUAUCGAUCCAAGUGGCCUAAAAGCUUAAGGUAAAGUCACAUGCCCUUAAGAUUACGAAAGAUUCUGUAAUUAUACUUCUAUAUGUCCGAAUUUCUGUUCUGAAAAAGGAGUUUGUGUUAACGGUCAAUGCAUCUGCAAAUCCGGAUUCGGAGGAGUUGAUUGUUCUAUAAAUUGCUCCGGAGUA
This is a messenger RNA of Ichthyophthirius multifiliis, 809 nucleotides long. RefSeq names its product leishmanolysin family protein, putative. The transcript has 2 exons. The annotation marks the transcript as partial. Gene Ontology annotation, molecular function: metalloendopeptidase activity. Gene Ontology annotation, cellular component: cytoplasm; membrane. Gene Ontology annotation, biological process: cell adhesion; proteolysis. NCBI's taxonomy places the organism in Eukaryota, Ciliophora, Oligohymenophorea, Hymenostomatida. The record is from RefSeq and is a predicted model, not a curated record.